AUGGAUCUAUUUUCUAGUGAUUUCACUCUAGGAAGGAAUGGGGAUGCUAAUGAUAUCUUUUUAAAUUUAAAUGAUGUAUUGUAUAGUGAUGUUGACUUAUCAGUAACAUCAUUCAGCUGCUUAACACAUGAUGAAGAAACAUCACCACCACUUGACACAAGGAUGACCUUGAAAUCGCCUUGGAAUGAUUCAGACAGUGGAGUCUCAGAAAAUGUAAGGGAGAUUACUAUUGCAAGUCCAGAAAACAAUUUAGAUCUAGAAACUUUCAGUGACCAUAAUAUUAAUACUAGAUCUAAUAGAUUCAUAAUUAGAUCUAAAUCUGAAAUAAACUUGUUUGGUUUUGAAAAUGAAAAGCCAUGUUGGAAUAUUGAAUUUGAUACUGCUAAUGAGCCAAAUAAUUGUCAAAAUAGUUUCAAUGAAAACAAUUAUCUUGCCAAACAGCAAGAAAUAUCGAGAUCUAAUCAUUUUGAAUUGGUCAAUACAGACAUGAACAAAUCACCUCAGGCUGCUGUGACUGUACUCACUUUAAGCCAAAAUGACCAUUCGAAGCUUGCAAACUCAGUCGAUACAAUCAGAUCAACAAAUUCAACUUCAAAUUGUAAAUCUAGAUUUACUUCUAUCUCAUCAGGUGCUAGUAGUGCCUCUGACUUGGAAUCAGAAAGAACAGACACAGAGUUUAAAAAAUCUCUAGAGAAAGAAAAUAAAUCACUCAAUUUGUCUUACAAAAAUAAAGAGUAUAAUUUAUCUUCUAAUGAAGUUGAUUGUGACAGAUCUAGAAAUAAAAAUGCUAUUCAAGCUAAACUCAACCGUGAAAAGAAAAAAGCCUAUGUAAAAGGAUUAGAGCUGGAAGUUGAAGCUCUGAAAAAAGACAAUGCAGAGCUCAAUAGUGAAAAUAGUCAUUAUAAACUUGCAAAUGAAGAACUUGAGAAAGAAGUUGAAUAUCUCAAAUCUGUACUUGUUAAUUCAAGUGCGCUAUCUUCUAUUUUGAAAAACAUCGGUAACACAUGUGCUGUGAAUCUUUCCUCUUCCAUUAUGAAUAGAAAGCGCAAAUUAGAACACACAGCCUGUGAGACCACACCAAGUGGAUCCGGGCUGUCAAAUAAAAGAAUGAGCGCAGGCAUAUGUCUUCAUGUGAGUGAUUCGCAGGCAAGUUUAGAACUGUGUGCACAUUGUGCUGCCAUGGCGCAGAAUACAUUUGACAACUCAGAAGUGUAGCUAAAAUGUCAUAUUGGUGAGGUUUAGAAAAAAAACGAAGACUUCUCACUUGGCAUUUGAGGACAAGAGUGGUUUCAAGAGAAGUUAAAUGGUUUUCUUGUAUAUUUCUUAAUGUCAAAAUGUACUAUAAUAUAUCAAAUGUUACAAUUUUUUUUUUUAAAUAACCUUGACUUUACU
Molecule: messenger RNA, 1392 nt
Organism: Biomphalaria glabrata
Lineage: Eukaryota; Metazoa; Mollusca; Gastropoda; Planorbidae
Exons: 1
Coding region: 1-1215 (404 amino acids)
Biological process (GO): regulation of DNA-templated transcription
Molecular function (GO): DNA-binding transcription factor activity
Source: RefSeq, a predicted model, not a curated record